AUGGGUCACGAGAAGAGCCUCCCUGUGUUUAUUUUUCCAACCGCCCUCGCAAGGCUAGGCCACCUUUACGGCGAUAUCUGUUUGGCGCGUGGUGCUGCGCGCCAUAAUAUUGUCUACGCGGUCUCGACAGACCCCUCCACUUCCCAUGAAGAAAUUGCUGCAUGCUGUGGGGCUGAAGGUGUAUUUCAUCCCAAUCUUCGACUCAGUGGAGAUGCCGUGGCCGUUUAG
Molecule: messenger RNA, 228 nt
Organism: Penicillium hordei
Lineage: Eukaryota; Fungi; Ascomycota; Eurotiomycetes; Eurotiales; Aspergillaceae
Exons: 1
Coding region: 1-228 (75 amino acids)
Molecular function (GO): oxidoreductase activity
Source: RefSeq, a predicted model, not a curated record